AUGGAGAAACUGUUCAAGAAGCACGAGAUGGGCGAAAUCCCUAGAGUGGACUGGCUCGACCAACUCGUCUUCCGCGGGUUCGAGAAGAGGGGCCUGCAGUCGGCAAAAGACUCUCUCAGAGCAGGACAACGCCAGAGAGCGGCUGCGAUCAGCGAACUGUCCACUGAUGGCCAAGAGGACGACCAUACAGCAGACGACGAUGCCAGGGAGCAAUCCAAAUUUCAGCUCAACGUUGAGCUGCCACGAUUUGAUUUUCCGGUUGUAUUUGCAGACUUGGAGUAUCCGCCACCGCCGAUAUCGUCACUGCAGAACAUGUCUGGCUCACAGUCAAAUGCGUCUCUAAAACCUGUACCGGAGGUUCAGUUCGGCCCGGGUAUCAACGGUCUCGGAGAUUCCGCAGCAGGCUUUAGCAGUAGGUUGAUCAUGGUAUAUGACCCUGAGGUUGGCGCCAAAGACAACCCCGCAGAGACGAAGCACCGACGACUCGUCCGCAGUCAGCACCGACACGGCGUUCUCGACAAAGACUUGAAGCCUAAUGCCAAAGUUCGCGACGAGCUCAACGUCAUCAUGUCAUAUUCGCCGACUCACGUUCUCACACGGAGAGGGAUCUGGAUCUGGAAAGUUCCGUACCAUCUGACCAGGGACAAGAGGGCAAUCACUAAGUUCGUCAAGUCGGUCAACUGGCAAGACCAGAGCGAAUCCAAGCAAGCGGCCCAGGUGUUAGGGCGGUGGAUCGAGAUCGAUGUGGACGAUGCCCUGGAGCUUCUGGGACCUACUUUCGACAGUCAGAUUGUUCGUGCAUACGCUGUCAAACGGCUGCGCCAAGCAGACGAUCGCGAACUUUUGCUCUACCUACUGCAGCUAGUACAGGCGCUCAAGUACGAGCACAUCUCGGCCAACUCUGCCCAGGAUGCCACGCAAGACUCAUCCUUGGCUGCUUUCCUGAUCUCCCGGGCCGCCGCCAAUUUCAUGCUUGGCAACUACUUCCACUGGUACCUGAUGGUCGAGUGCGACGACAAUAGCCCCGAGCAAGGACCGGAGACCCGCGAUAUGUACCGCAAAGUCGCUUAUGACUUCAUGACCGAGUUGGUCAAGAGACCCGAUGGGGCGGCGUCGCGAAAGACUUUACUGCGACAAGCGGAACUUGUUGCCAUCCUUUCCAAGAUUUCAGGCGAGGUCAAGAUGUCCUCCGAGUCCAUCGCAAGAAGGACGGAGCGCGUCAAACACUUCCUUGCAGACCCCAAAAACGAGAUUGCCACCAUAGACCCGCCGCUGCCCGUUCCUCUUGACCCAUCGGUCGAGAUUACCGGUGUCAUUCCAGAAGAGACUGCGGUCUUCAAGUCGUCGCUCUGUCCCAUCAAGGUCACGUUCAGGACAUCGACGGGCAAGAAUUGCUCCAAAAGGAGAAUCUAG
Verticillium alfalfae VaMs.102 is the source of this 1413-nucleotide messenger RNA. RefSeq names its product phosphatidylinositol 3-kinase VPS34. Gene Ontology annotation, molecular function: 1-phosphatidylinositol-3-kinase activity. The record is from RefSeq and is a predicted model, not a curated record. NCBI's taxonomy places the organism in Eukaryota, Fungi, Ascomycota, Sordariomycetes, Glomerellales, Plectosphaerellaceae. Bases 1 to 1413 code for a protein of 470 amino acids. The transcript has 2 exons. Gene Ontology annotation, cellular component: phosphatidylinositol 3-kinase complex, class III, type I; cytoplasm; endosome. Gene Ontology annotation, biological process: phosphatidylinositol-3-phosphate biosynthetic process; autophagy of peroxisome; phosphatidylinositol-mediated signaling.